UUUGUAGACUACAUGUUUCGCCUUUAGAUGGCGCUUCACUGAACUUAUUAUAGCGUGAAACAACUAUUCUAUGGCGCACUUAUUUUAUUGAGACAAGUGGAAUUUGUUGCAGUUGUUAUCGAGCAUCACGAGUGUGAACGUAGAUCAUUGUUCAAAAAAGAAAAACAGACGAUUUUAUUUUACUUCUGAAAACGAAAUACAGUUAAAGAACAAUGGGGGAACGUAAAGGAACAAAUUUGUAUUAUCCACCUGAUUAUGAUCCACGUGUUGGUGGAUUAAACAAAUUUCUUGGUACACAUGCAUUACGUGAAAGAGCGAGGAAACUCCACAUGGGUAUCCUUAUCAUCAGAUUCGAGAUGCCGUACAAUAUAUGGUGCGAAGGAUGUGGUAAUCAUAUUGGAAUGGGUGUACGUUAUAAUGCAGAGAAGAAAAAGAUUGGAAUGUAUUAUAGUACACCCUUGUAUCAGUUUCGUAUGAAAUGUCACCUUUGCGAUAAUCAUUUUGAAAUAAAGACUGAUCCUGCUAAUCUAGAUUAUAUAAUAGUGAGUGGAGCAAGACGUCAAGAAAAUCGGUGGGAUCCAAAAGAAAAUGAGCAAGUUGUACCAGAAACAAAAGAAGUAUCAUGUAGACUUUACGACGAUGCAAUGUACAAGCUGGAGCAUGGUAUAGAAGAUAAGAAAGUAGCAAAGUCCCGUGACUCCUCGUUGGAGGGUGCAUUAGCAUUGAACGACGCUACUUGGAAAGACGAUUAUAGUUCGAACUGUGCAUUACGCUCGGCAUUUAGAACGAAAAAAAAGGAAUUACAAAACAGACAGGGCACCGAUCAAAUGUUGCUUAAAAAAAGUGGACUAAACAUUGAUUUAGUGAACGAACACGAAGACGACAUAAAGUUGGCAAAGUUAUUAAUGCAUAAAAAAGAAACGAAAAAAACAGGGAAUACUUCUUUGAAACGGUUGGUAUCAAUCGUUCGAUCGAAAGAUAAGUUAAGAAAAUUAUCGCAGUCCGCACCGAUUAACGACGCUAAAAGACACAAGGACCAAUUAACAAAGCUGCCAGAAUUGCCGCAACUAGAAUGCACAUCAGCUAACGAUGUAUUAAGUAGAUCGUUAGUAACAUACGACAGUUCUGAUACUGACAAUGAAUCAUAGUAUUAGGUAUUUAAAAUAAAAUUAUAUGUACUUAGUAUAGUAAAUAAUUUUUUUAUUUAUUACAUACGAUGUAUAUAAUAUUUAUACGUAAAAAUGUAAGAUUAAUUAGUAACGUGAUAAGUAGAGUUCAGUAUAAUUAUAAUUAUAAUUAUUAGAAAUGGUUA
Messenger RNA from Megachile rotundata (alfalfa leafcutting bee), 1312 nucleotides. RefSeq names its product coiled-coil domain-containing protein 130 homolog. Gene Ontology annotation, biological process: mRNA splicing, via spliceosome. Lineage: Eukaryota; Metazoa; Arthropoda; Insecta; Hymenoptera; Megachilidae. The record is from RefSeq and is a predicted model, not a curated record. Gene Ontology annotation, cellular component: post-mRNA release spliceosomal complex; U2-type spliceosomal complex.